AUGGAAGAAGAGGCUGGAGAGGAUGGGGCACACAAUGAAGGAGGAAGUUCAGGCGGCCUUGAAGAGGAAGGCGGCUGGGAUGACGAUGGCCAAAGGAGGCCGCGGCGCUCAGCUUUCACUCAGUCUGGGGAACUCGAUGAUGAUGAGAUUGAGGAAGUCUUGGAGAUGUUCAGCUUCGAUGAGCUGAAGCACCGCAAGGCAGUCUAUGUAGAGGCUGUGAAAAGGAAAGAGGCCACAGAAAGAGAGGGUGCUGGAAAUGAGAGUGAAGCUGACGAGAUGCAGAGGGCUCGGAGCCAGCGUGGCAGGCCAGGACGGGUUUUGUCCAGUGCUGAGAAGCGGAAGAGGUCGUUAGCAGCAGAGCAGCAGAUUCUAAAGCUCUUCCAACGGAUGACCAACAAAUACGGCGUCACAGCAUGGGUUUUUGGGUAUACAACCAGCAUUGGGAAGCCGCGCAUAGGGGCUGCGGAGAGUGUGCAGCCCUGGUGGGUCCUAGGGAAAGUGUAUGAGGUGAAUGCAAUCAGAGCACAUGUUGCGGGCCGCGGGGACCUACAACAGGAGAUCAACCGCUUGGAGGGGAGCGCACUAGAUGAGCUGCUCCAAAAGCUCAACGGGCCGCAGCUCCACUCGCUGGCAGCGUUUUGGUUUCCAAAAUGCAGUCCUUCUAUCCGGAAGUUCCCCCUAAGCGGAGAGAAGGGCAGUCCUCCCUGGUGGCCAGCAGAAUCACGCCCCGAGUCCGCGCGUGUCCGGGCCAUUGUACAUAGCGUCAUCAACCGGUCGACUGCCCUAUGGCCACCUCAGCAGGAUUCUGCCACCACGGGCGCUGAAGAGGCGGGGUUAAGUGGACCAGAGGGGGGACAGGAGGGAGCCACCAACGCCGACCCUCAUGAAGCUGUGGGCACCGAAGGUGUCCAGGGCCGUCGGAAGCGGCGACGACGGUGCGAUAUCACCGAGUACCCGUUCAAGUGCACGGCAGCUGGCUGUGAGGGGCAUCGUGGGUUCGUUUCCGCUGGGGGAUUGGCGAACCACCGCCGAGCCAAUCACCCCGGUGCUUCUCGGGGUGCCACUGAGGGGACAACUGCUGGUGGCGGCUUGGGCGGAGCGGAGGAUGCUGCGGCGUCUGCUGAAGGGGGACAGCCACCCGUAGAAGAAGAUCCACAAGCUCGACCAUCCUUCGGAGAGGCGCGCAGCGACAAUGAAGGUGGUCCAAGAACCGAGAGUGCAGGUCACAAUCAGCCCGCCAACGAAAGCGGCGGGGGCCGCGCGUCCCGGUCUGACGACCCCGCGACGGUCCACUUCGCGGCUACCGAAGGGGAUCCUAGAAGAGCUAGUUCUCCGUCGGACCCCCCGCCGACGCUGUACAGACGGAGGAGGAAGGCUUCUUUCCCAACGUGGAAGACAGUGCGACGAACGGCGGGGACAAGGAAGGGGCCAAGAGAAGUUUGA
This is a messenger RNA of Klebsormidium nitens, 1443 nucleotides long. The record is from the annotation of a GenBank genome assembly. Lineage: Eukaryota; Viridiplantae; Streptophyta; Klebsormidiophyceae; Klebsormidiales; Klebsormidiaceae.